AUGGCGCACCGCGAGGAGCUCCGGGCUUCCCCGCCGCCGCCGCCCCCGUCCCGGUCCUCAGACGCGGCCGCGGCACCUCCCCUCGGCGACCCGGGGUGGCGGGUUCCGAGCGGGAGCGGCGUGGGCCCGGCGGACCCGUUGGAGGAUGUGGAGCUGCAGAUCGGGGACGCGGCAUUUUCAUUGACCAAGCUUCUUGAAGCCACGUCUGCGGUCUCGGCUCAGGUGGAAGAGCUUGCUCUGAAAUGCACAGAAAAUGCUCGCUGCCUUAAGAAGUGGCGGGGCCUCCUGAAAGAAGGCUGUGAUUCUCUGAAGCCUGGCAGCUGAGUGGGCAUGCUCAGUUCAGAUAACCACUGUGAUCCACACUGC
This is a messenger RNA of Jaculus jaculus (lesser Egyptian jerboa), 366 nucleotides long. RefSeq lists its product as uncharacterized. Bases 1 to 324 code for a protein of 107 amino acids. The record is from RefSeq and is a predicted model, not a curated record. The transcript has a single exon. Lineage: Eukaryota; Metazoa; Chordata; Mammalia; Rodentia; Dipodidae.